AUGUCGGAUGGUCAUACGCAGAUGGUGCUGGGGACGGUUGAGGCCGGUGGUUCCCUGUCCGCACAGCUGCCCUCCGCUUUCGACCAUCAUCAGCGACAACCCUUUUGCAGCGACCGGGAAGGCUGGGGUCCGGUCAGCUUGAAUGGCUUCUACCUCACUUCCUGCUUCGUAGAUGUUGUUGUGGCCGUUGUCGCCGUCUGGGGCACAGUUGCCGGUCUCGCAGCAUUGUGGCUUCUUUUGAAGAAGCGUACGGAGCAGCCGGUUGCAAAGAAUUGGCAUUUCUACGCCAAAUUGGUCGUGCUCGCCGGUCUGAUCGCUGUCACCGCUCUGCAGGCUGCUUUGCUAGCUGAAAGUCAACCAAAGCAAUUCUUCGCCGACUUCCAGUUCUGGUCCUCGAUCGGGGCGCUCAUAUCGCUGGGCGUGAUAUUCUCGGUGCAAUACUAUGAGCAUUGGCGCAGUCGGCAGCCCAACGGUGUUGUCCUGUUCUACUGGCUCUUCUUCAUCAUUGCGUAUGCCAUCAAGCUGCAAUCAUUCGUCUCCCAGAAGACUUACUUGCACUUCCUGCCGUACUUCAUCUGCAUCAACAUCUCCCUCGGACUUGCACUGCUGGAGUUCGUCCUGGAAUACUUCGUCCCCAAGAAACAGAGCGCAUAUGACGCGCUCGGCGACGAGGACGAAUGUCCAUACAACUAUGCCGACAUCUUUUCAGUCCUCACUUUUGGCUGGAUGACCCCGCUCAUGAAGUUCGGCUACAAGAACUACUUGACCCAAGACGACCUUUGGAAUCUCCGGCGCCGUGACACCACCAGAGUAACAAUGGAUGAUUUGAACGAGGCAUGGAAGGUGGAACUUGAAAAGAAGAGUCCUUCACUGUGGCUGGCAUUGUUCAAGGCCUUUGGCGGUCCCUACAUACGCGGUGCAAUCAUCAAAUCCGGCAGUGAUGUUCUCGCAUUUGUGCAGCCACAGCUUUUACGAUACUUGAUUACGUUCAUCGACUCGUAUCGGAGCCCGGAUCCACAGCCCGUUAUUCGUGGCGUGGCUAUCGCUCUAGCCAUGUUCGUGGUCUCAGUCUGCCAGACUAGUUGCCUUCAUCAAUACUUCCAGCGUGCCUUUGACACUGGUAUGCGGGUGAAGUCAUCCCUCACCGCGUUGAUCUAUUCUAAGGCCUUGCGGCUGUCGAGCGAGGGCCGCGCAUCGAAGACAACAGGUGACAUUGUCAACCACAUGGCUGUUGACCAACAGCGUUUGUCUGACUUGACUCAAUUUGGCACUCAGCUGUUGUCGGCUCCUUUCCAAAUUGUCCUGUGCAUGGUGUCACUUUACCAGCUCGUGGGUGUCAGCAUGUUCGCUGGUGUUGGUGUCAUGAUCCUCAUGAUCCCACUCAACGGUAUUAUUGCUCGUUUGAUGAAGAAGCUCCAGAUCACUCAGAUGAAGAACAAAGAUUCAAGGACUCGGCUGAUGACCGAAAUCCUAAACAACAUGAAGAGCAUCAAGCUGUACGCUUGGAACACCGCAUUCAUGAACAAGCUCAGCCAUAUUCGAAAUGAUCUGGAGCUCAACACCCUUCGCAAGAUUGGUGCGACGCAGAGUAUUGCGAACUUCACCUGGCAGUCAACUCCUUUCCUCGUUUCCUGCUCCACAUUCACCGUGUUUGUCUUGAUUAGCGACAAACCUUUGACCACAGACAUCGUUUUCCCUGCUUUGACCUUGUUCAACCUUCUGACAUUCCCACUCUCCAUAUUGCCAAUGGUCAUCACCUCAGUCAUUGAAUCCACCGUGGCAGUGAAGCGUCUGGUGGACUACUUCACCGCAGAAGAACUCCAAACCGACAGCGUCAUCUGUCAAGAUCCCGUCGAGCAUGUUGGUGAUGAAUCCGUUCGUAUCCGUGAUGCGACGUUCACCUGGGAUCGUUACUCCCCGACACCUGCUCUCAAGAAUAUCGACUUGAGCGCUCGUAAGGGCGAGCUCACCUGUAUCGUGGGUCGCGUCGGUGCCGGCAAGUCUUCUCUACUGGAGUCAAUUCUCGGAGAACUCUGGAAGACUCAGGGUGAAGUGGUUGUUCGCGGUCGGAUUGCGUAUGUCGCACAGUCACCUUGGAUCAUGAACGCCAGUGUUCGGGAAAACAUUGUAUUCGGACACCGCUGGGAUCCUGCGUUCUACGACCUCACGGUUGAAGCUUGUGCUUUGCUCGACGAUUUCAAGAUCAUGCCCGACGGUGAUCAGACCGAGGUCGGAGAGCGUGGUAUCUCGCUCUCAGGUGGUCAAAAGGCUCGAUUGACCCUCGCACGUGCGGUGUAUGCUCGCGCGGAUAUCUAUCUCCUCGACGAUGUCCUAUCUGCCGUUGACCAGCAUGUCGGGCGUCAUAUCAUCAACAAGGUGCUUGGCCACACUGGUAUCCUGAACGGAAAGACCAGAAUCUUGGCAACAAACGCGAUUACUGUACUCAAAGAGGCCGACUUCAUUGGUCUUCUCCGUGAUAAGACCAUCAUCGAAAAGGGUACCUUUGAGCAGCUGAUGGCGAUGAAAGGUGAAGUCGCGAACCUGGUGCGCACAAACUUGGCUGAGAUGGACGACGAGCAGUCGCCCAGUGUUUCGGAUGAAAGUUUGAUCAGUCCUGAUUCGUCAGAAACGGCUUUGAUCGAGACUGGUGAAGGGUCCGACACCGAGGAAAUAGACCAGCCCGGUUCCCUUGUUCCCAUCCGCAGCCGUGGUGAUGCUCGCAGAACCAGUAUGGUGACCUUACGGCGCGCAAGCACAGCGACUUGGCAUGGGCCCCGUCGCAAGCUUCAUGACGAAGAGAACGUCCUGAAGAGCAAGCAGACUCAAGAAACCUCCCAGCAAGGGAAGGUCAAGUGGGGUGUCUACGCUGAAUACGCGAAGAAUAGCAAUCUCGUCGCUGUCACAUUCUACUUCCUGACACUCUUGGCUGGACAGACUGCCCAAGUUCUUGCCAACUAUUGGCUCAAGAACUGGACUGAUUAUAACGAGACUCAUGGUCGCAAUCAACAAGUAGGCAAAUUCAUCGGUGUGUAUCUUGCCUUCGGCCUCGGGUCGUCUCUGAUGGCUAUUGUUCAAAACUUGAUACUUUGGAUCUUCUGUUCGAUUGAAGCGUCGCGUAAAAUGCACGAGCGCAUGGCGCAUGCGAUUUUCCGCUCACCAAUGAACUUCUUCGAGACUACGCCCUCCGGUCGUAUUCUCAACAGAUUCUCCAGUGAUAUAUACCGCGUUGACGAGGUGCUCGCUCGCACCUUCAACAUGCUGUUUGCCAACUCGGCUCGUGCAAUCUUCACCAUGGGGGUGAUCUCAUCUUCUACGCCUGCUUUCUUGCUGCUAGUGGUUCCACUGGCCUGGGUUUAUCUUAGCUACCAGAAGUACUACCUUCGAACAUCCCGAGAGCUGAAGCGUCUUGACUCAAUCACUCGGAGUCCGAUUUACGCACACUUCCAGGAGUCGCUCGGUGGUAUCUCAACCAUUCGUGCUUACCGUCAAGAGAAUCGAUUUGCUCUUGAGAAUGAGUGGCGCAUGGACGCGAACCUGCGCGCAUACUUCCCGUCGAUCAGUGCCAACCGCUGGCUCGCUGUUCGCCUCGAAUUUAUUGGCUCUGUGAUCAUUCUGGCCUCCGCUGGACUUGCCAUCAUCGCCGUGGCGACCGGAAGCCCGCUCUCGCCUGGCAUCGUUGGUUUGGCCAUGUCCUACGCUUUGCAAAUCACACAGUCACUGAACUGGAUUGUUCGUCAAACUGUUGAGGUGGAGACCAACAUUGUCUCUGUUGAGCGCGUGCUCGAAUACGCGAACCUACCUUCAGAGGCCCCUGAUGUCAUUUUCAAGCGCCGACCGGCUGUGGGCUGGCCUGCCCAGGGUGCUGUCUCAUUCCAAAACUACAGCACUCGAUACCGCGAGGGCCUGGACUUGGUUCUCAAGGACAUUAAUUUAGAUAUCAAGCCUCACGAAAAGAUCGGUGUGGUGGGAAGAACCGGCGCGGGCAAGAGCUCGCUUACCCUUGCUCUGUUCCGCCUCAUCGAGCCAUCCAGUGGUACGAUCAGCAUCGAUGGACUGGAUGUCACUACAAUUGGAUUGUUUGAUCUUCGCGGCCGCCUGGCCAUUAUUCCACAGGAUCCAGCAAUGUUCGAGGGUACUCUACGUGAUAAUCUUGACCCCCGUCAUGUUCACGACGAUACGGAACUGUGGAGUGUUUUGGAUCAUGCGAAGCUCAAGGACCAUGUCGCAAGUAUGGAAGGUCAACUGGACGCACAAGUCCAGGAAGGAGGUUCCAAUCUCAGUCAAGGUCAACGCCAGCUAGUGUCUUUGGCACGAGCACUUCUCACCCCCAGCAACAUCCUGGUACUUGAUGAGGCAACGGCCGCUGUCGACGUCGAGACCGACGCGCUGCUUCAGCGCACUUUGCGCAGCAACAUUUUCCAGGAACGAACCAUCAUCACUAUUGCGCACCGCAUCAACACCAUCAUUGAUUCGGAUAGGAUUAUUGUUCUUGACAAGGGCCGAGUUGCAGAGUUCGACACCCCGGCCAAUCUUAUCAAGUCAAAGGGCCGUUUCUUCGAGCUUGCGAAGGAGGCAGGAUUGCUCGAUGGCGAUAACAUUGCCAGCUCCUCUCCGGGUGCAGAAUAA
This is a messenger RNA of Penicillium diatomitis, 4626 nucleotides long. Its product is annotated as ATP-binding cassette glutathione S-conjugate transporter YCF1. The record is from RefSeq and is a predicted model, not a curated record. Gene Ontology annotation, biological process: transmembrane transport. The coding region runs from base 1 to 4626 and encodes 1541 amino acids. Lineage: Eukaryota; Fungi; Ascomycota; Eurotiomycetes; Eurotiales; Aspergillaceae. The transcript has 6 exons. Gene Ontology annotation, cellular component: membrane. Gene Ontology annotation, molecular function: ATP binding; ABC-type transporter activity; ATP hydrolysis activity.